AUGCCUAAUGCAAAAUACGAAGAAGACGUUGUGUUCAUGAUUUGUAUGACUGUUCAUUGGAAAGAUAAUCCUGAACUGUUAAAACAAAUCUGUCUUGUUGAUGUUGAAACUGCGCCAGACUCAUACUUGAUCACAGUUGCAUUAAAAGAAACUAAUGCUACAACGGUUGAGCAGAUGCGUGAAGUGGCCAAAUAUGGCAUUAUCGAUACUCUUAGCUGUCAGGAGAUUACGAGUAUAGCAUUUAUAUCAUUAUUCGAUACGCAUUAUUUUGCAAUAGGAAUGAAAGUGCGUAAUCUUUUAAGUGCCGACUUUGCAUCAUUAUAUCCAAGCCUUAUCAUGACAUAUAAUUUCUCAUCUGAUAAAAUCAUUUUAUUUCGAGAGUAUGCUGAAUCUCUAAAAGAAAGUGCUGAAAUGAAAGGCCUUUAUCCAAAAGUAUUAGAGGAGUUGCUUAUUAAACGAAAUUCUCUAAAAAGACGUCUUACUCUAUUAAAUGAUAGAAAAAAAGAAUUAGAAAAGGAAAUUACAUUAGCAGGCGGGAUAACAUCAGUUGGUCAGCGAAAUAUCAAGCUUAUUGCUGAUCUUGUUAGAAGUAAAAGGUUUAGUGUAAAGUAUUGGGAUACAGAUUCCUUAUACCUUAUCUGUCCAGAAGAAUGCUUUCAGAAAUGUGAUGAGACAUAUGACAAUCGUAAUGGGAUCUCGAAAGACGAAUAUUGGUCUAGAAUAGUAAAUAUCUCUAUAGAAGUAAUAAAAAGACUUCGUGAUGAAGUUAAUGACUUUCUCAGAAAUGAUAAUGGAUCAUCUUAUCUCAAAAUGGCGUAUGAGGAAGUCUUAUUUCCAGUACGGAAGCAGUCUAAACACUUUCGUGAGGUGGGUAAGAAGGUCAUGAAUGAAUCUAUGAAGGUGGAUAAUUCACAUAAACAUAUUCAUGAAAAAGCAGGUGCCAAACGACACAUAAAAAAGGGCUUAACACCUGAGCCUUAUCUUUAUGAAAUCCCAGAAUCAGACGAAUGCUUUGAGUAUAUUGUAGUUGAGAAUAAUUCAUCAUGCCUAAGCGUCUCUGGUCAGAGAGUGGGCGAUAAAAUGGAGUAUUCAGAAGUA
Messenger RNA from Funneliformis geosporum, 1098 nucleotides. The record is from the annotation of a GenBank genome assembly. Lineage: Eukaryota; Fungi; Glomeromycota; Glomeromycetes; Glomerales; Glomeraceae.